CUGUCAAGUAAGGCGCCGUGUCAAGUCAGUUGUGAUUCGAUGACUAACCCAGACUGACGUGAACCGGACCCGGCAUGCAGUAUAUCAGCAGAGCAAUGUGUACCACUCAUAUCCCAGGCUGGUCUCUGACAGGUCUCCGUGAGUCCCCUCAGAUCUAAUAGGCCGUCGACAGUGAACACACUUACUACUGUUGUCUCCUCAUAUCAUGUCGGACGGUCACUUCUCCACGCGCAACGAGAAGCGGCCUGCUUCUCAGGACACUCAUACAUCACAAAUCAAGUCGAAAAGAUCGAGGCGCGGCUUUUUCUCCAGGAACAAAGAUUCAUCCGUCAUGGUCGAGAAAAAUGAUCCAGAUGUUGCUGUCGAUGUUAAGCCAGCGGAAUCUACUCCACCCGUCUCUUUCUUCUCGCUAUUCCGAUUCUCAAAUUCGUUCGAGAUUACACUUGAUAUCAUUGGUAUAGUCUGCGCCGCUGGCGCUGGCGCAGCUCAGCCUCUCAUGAGCCUGCUAUUCGGUAGUUUAACCCAAGACUUCGUCAACUUCAAUCUCGCAGAAAACAAUUAUACUGCAACGGUACAAAGCGGCAACGCCGCUUCCAUCGCGCAAGCUCAACAGAUUCUGGAUGCCGCUGCAGCGAGUUUUCGCACAAGUGCCGCACUAGAUGCCUCCUAUCUGACCUACAUUGGUGUCGGCAUGUUCGUGUGCACAUAUGCGUACAUGGCUAUUUGGGUUUACACCGGCGAGGUUAAUGCGAAAAGAAUACGAGAACGGUAUCUCCGGGCGGUUCUUCGCCAGGAUAUUGCUUUCUUCGAUAAUGUCGGAGCUGGAGAAGUUGCUACCCGCAUUCAAACUGAUACUCAUUUAGUACAACAGGGGAUAUCCGAAAAAGUCGCUCUCGUUGUGAGCUUCCUAUCCGCAUUCCUUACAGGUUUCAUUCUCGCAUAUUCCCGAUCAUGGCGCCUUGCUUUGGCGCUGACUUCGAUUUUUCCAUGCAUUGGCAUAACUGGGGUUGUCAUGAAUAGAUUUGUCUCCAAGUAUAUGCAAAUGUCCCUCAAGCAUGUCGCGGAGGGAGGAACCCUUGCUGAGGAGGUCAUCUCCACUGUCAGAACUGCACAAGCUUUCGGUGCUCAAAAAUUCCUGUCGUCUUUGUAUGACAAGCACAUCGAUGGGUCCCGCAUUGUUGACUCAAAGGCUGCCAUUUGGCAUGGUGGAGGAUUGGCCUGCUUCUUCUUUAUCAUCUAUAGCGCCUAUGCUCUCGCCUUCGACUUUGGCACUACCCUCAUCAAUGAGGGAUACGCUAACGCCGGCGCAGUCGUAAACGUCUUCUUGGCUAUCUUAAUUGGUUCGUUCUCUUUGGCCCUUCUUGCACCUGAGAUGCAAGCGAUCACUCAUGGACGUGGCGCUGCUGCCAAGCUAUAUGCUACGAUCGAACGUACCCCCGAAAUCGACUCCGCCGACCCGGGAGGUCUGAAACCCGAAAAGGUCGUUGGUGAGAUUACCCUCGAGGACGUUAAAUUUAGUUAUCCCUCCCGCCCCGACGUCCCCAUCCUUAAGGGUCUCAGCAUCAAUUUCCCUGCCGGUAAGACUGCUGCACUUGUUGGAGCAUCCGGUUCUGGAAAGUCAACCAUCGUCUCACUUAUCGAGCGUUUCUAUGAUCCACUGAGUGGCUCCGUCAAGCUUGACGGUGUCGAUUUGCGGGCGUUGAACCUGAAGUGGUUGCGAUCUCAGAUCGGUCUAGUUUCCCAAGAACCCACACUGUUUGCGACCACGAUCAAAGGCAACGUCUCACAUGGCCUCAUUGGUACCCCAUUUGAAAACGCUUCUGAAGAAGAGAAAUUCAAACUCAUUAAAGAGGCAUGUAUCAAGUCAAACGCCGAUGGCUUCAUUACCAAGCUACCGCAAGGGUAUGAUACGCUGGUCGGCGAACGUGGGUUCUUGUUAUCAGGUGGGCAGAAGCAGCGUGUAGCUAUCGCUCGUGCCAUCGUCUCCGAUCCCCGCAUCCUCCUUCUUGACGAGGCCACCAGUGCGCUUGAUACGCGAUCCGAGGGCAUCGUGCAGGACGCAUUGGAUAAGGCCGCUGCUGGACGUACGACUAUAACCAUCGCUCACCGACUCUCGACGAUCAAAGAUGCGAAUAUGAUCUUUGUAAUGGGAGAUGGUCUCGUUCUGGAGCAGGGUACCCAUAAUGAGCUCUUGGCCGAUGAGAAUGGCGCAUACUCGCGCCUUGUCCAGGCCCAAAAGCUGCGUGAGGCCGAGACCGAGAGCACAACAACAGCUGGCGACGAAGAAGAUAUGGAGAAGGUCGUUCUGGAGGAGGUUCCCCUUGGUCGCAAGAAUACUAGUCAUUCGGUUACCAGCGACAUCGUCAACAAACGCAACGAGGAGAAAGAGAGGGGCGAGACCAAGGAAGACGAAUACGGCCUGUUUUAUCUGUUCAAACGUGUGGGAGCUCUUCUCCGGGGGCAACUGCACCGAUAUGCCAUUGGUGCUUUCUUUGCAAUUUGCAGUGGCGCUGUUUAUCCUGCAUUUGGUAUCGUGUAUGGUCAAGCGAUUUCUGGAUUCUCUGCGCCCACAAACGCUGAAAGGCGUUAUGAUGGCGAUCGCAAUGCUCUAUGGUUCUUCAUCAUCGCCAUCUUGUCUACGAUAAGCAUCGGCUUCCAAAACUACUUCUUUGCAUCGUCUGCAGCAACCCUGACGGCUAAAUUACGGUCAAUCAGCUUCAAGGCCAUCCUUCGCCAAGACAUUGAAUACUUCGACAAGGAGGAGAACAGCACUGGUGCACUGACGUCGGGUCUAAGUGAAAAUGCGCAGAAAGUAAAUGGCCUUGCUGGCGUCACUCUCGGAGCAAUCCUGCAGUCGAUCACCACACUGGUCGCCGGGUCGCUGAUUGGAUUGUGCUAUGCCUGGAAGCCAGCUCUGGUCGGAAUGGCGUGUAUUCCUGUACUUGUGUCUGCAGGCUACAUUCGUUUGCGAGUAGUUGUCUUGAAGGACCAGCAGAACAAGGCAGCACAUGCGUCGUCUGCGCAGCUUGCUUGCGAGGCUGCCUCAGCUAUCCGUACCGUCGCAUCACUGACGCGCGAGGAAGACUGCAUACAGCUCUACAGCGCCAGCUUAGAAGAGCCCCUGCGCAAAUCGAAUCGGACGUCGUUGUGGAGUAACUUCUUUUUUUCCCUCUCUCAAUCCAUGUCCUUCUUCGUCAUUUCAUUGGUUUUCUGGUACGGCUCGACGCUUGUCUCGCGGCUUGAAAUCACCGUCCAGGGUUUCUUCAUUGCACUCAUGAGCACAACCUUCGGGGCAAUUCAAGCAGGCAAUAUCUUCGCUUUUGUGCCAGAUAUCUCGUCCGCCAAGGGUGCUGGUGCCGCAAUCAUCAAGCUCAUCGAUUCAAUCCCAGAGAUUGAUGCCGAGUCGACCGAAGGCAGGAGUCUAUCCGAGAAAACCGUCAGGGGCCAAAUUCGCUUCGAGAGCGUCCAUUUCCGUUAUCCGACUCGUCCUGGCGUCCGUGUCCUCCGUGGCCUAUCAUUCAAAGUCGAGCCUGGUACUUAUGUCGCUUUGGUUGGCGCCAGUGGUUGCGGUAAAAGUACAGUUAUCCAGUUGAUUGAACGAUUCUAUGAUCCGUUGGCCGGUCAGGUCUUGCUUGAUGAUGAACCCAUCAAUGAGUUCAACAUUCAGGAGUACAGAAAGCAGCUUGCCCUCGUGUCUCAAGAACCGACGCUCUACGCUGGUACCAUCCGCUUCAACAUUCUGCUGGGUGCCAUCAAGCCAGAGUCUGAGGUUACUCAAGAGGAAAUCGAGGCUGCGUGCCGCAAUGCCAAUGUUCUGGAUUUCAUCAAAUCGCUUCCCAACGGCUUUGACACCGAGGUCGGCGGGAAAGGGUCGCAACUUUCUGGUGGCCAGAAGCAGCGCAUUGCAAUAGCCCGUGCCCUACUCCGCAAUCCGAAGGUUCUUCUGUUAGAUGAAGCAACUUCAGCAUUGGACUCGACCUCUGAGAAGGUCGUGCAGGCGGCUCUUGAUCAAGCCGCGAAGGGUCGGACGACGAUAGCAAUUGCACAUCGUCUCUCGACAAUUCAGAACGCUGACUGCAUAUACUUCAUAAAGGAAGGUCGUGUAAGCGAAGCUGGUACUCAUGACGAGCUCCUUUCGCUCAAGGGCGACUACUACGAAUACGUCCAACUGCAAGCAUUAAGCAAGAGAUAGAUGCCUCAUCUGAUGUUAUUAUCAUUCAGAUCUUAAACAUAUUCGCAUUCCAGUUCUUACAGUGUCAUACCCUCAAUUAAUUCCCGAUGCAUUACGCGUACGACCUUACCAUCCCUGUUCCGGACAAUUAGCCUACAUAGUUUACUCUCAUUUCCGAUGCUAUAGUAGUUCCAUAAUGUCCCUUUGAAUAUCAAGUGAUCAAUGAAUUAAUCUACCCCGG
Messenger RNA from Suillus paluster, 4412 nucleotides. Its product is annotated as P-loop containing nucleoside triphosphate hydrolase protein. Gene Ontology annotation, biological process: transmembrane transport. The transcript is spliced from 22 exons. The record is from RefSeq and is a predicted model, not a curated record. Lineage: Eukaryota; Fungi; Basidiomycota; Agaricomycetes; Boletales; Suillaceae. Gene Ontology annotation, cellular component: membrane. Bases 206 to 4192 code for a protein of 1328 amino acids. Gene Ontology annotation, molecular function: ATP hydrolysis activity; ATP binding; ABC-type transporter activity.